AGUAAAAUGGACUGACACAGUAAUUAAUACAUUCGGGAACCCCAAACCCCACUCAUGUUCGCUAUUUUCGAAACAAUUUAUACUAUAAAUGUGUUAAGGGGGUUCCCGACACACCUAAAACAUAGUUGCGAUUUUAUUGCCGACAGGAUACCUGUAUUAUGCCAUAGGAGUUAUUCAGAUACGCCGAAGAGCGACAGUAAGAAAGCUGUCGUCAAAGUACAAGGAACAAGCACUGAGCAGCGUGUCCGCGUGCGUCUGACCCGCACGUCGGAUGUGCCGCGAGUGUUAAAGUUCGUUCGCGAGCACGUUCGUGUUUGGCCUGGUCCGCUGGAGCCUAACCGUCUAGUACUAAACGAUUACGUUGCUAGGACUUUAGCUCAGGGUCACUCUAUGCUAGCAGAGCAAACUCCUAACGCGACUUGCUCCGAGAUCCUUGGCCUAGCACUAGUCGCAGCGGUAUGUUCCUGGGACGCCGAUAUACUAGAGCAAUGGUCGAAGUGUAUACGGUGUACGCGUUCGAAACGUCUGGUGAACUUUACCGCGCACUGUCUGAGAGCUCCGAAGUUAUAUGAAAAUUAUGGCGUUGAGAAAAUACUGCAGGUAACCCUAAUAGUACCGCCAGACAAACCGAAGAGUGCAGAAAUAGCCCAGGCUUUAGCCAAGAACGCCAUCAAGCGUGGGAAGGAGGUCGGUUUUCCGCUGGUACGGUUUGACAUCACUAAAGAUACUGAUGCAAAAUCUUUGGAAGAACUUAACCUGAAGAAUGAAUGGUCUGUUUCAUACAGGAUCAUAGAUAUCACAGAUCUCAACCAGGUCGCCGAAGGACGCAAAGAGAACAGAAAGAAGAAAGAAACAAGCAACGUACCCGCUGCUAACUCCGUAUCCGUAUACACCUCCAAGCUCUGAGUCACAGAUGACCCCUGAUGGAGUGAGCAAAUUAACCUAGAUGAAGUCAGCAAGGAUAUCUACAGCAAUUCACAAUUAAAUUAUCAGCGUAAAUUAAGCCACCAAUUAUUUGGUGGCUUUGUGACGGUUUGCUAUUAAAUUCCUUUUGUAUAA
Molecule: messenger RNA, 1059 nt
Organism: Cydia fagiglandana
Lineage: Eukaryota; Metazoa; Arthropoda; Insecta; Lepidoptera; Tortricidae
Exons: 6
Coding region: 55-906 (283 amino acids)
Source: RefSeq, a predicted model, not a curated record